UACCUUGUCCCUCCUCCCCCCGAAGUUGCGAGUCCCAGAGUCGGCGGCCCUUCAGCGUCAUGUCUCACCAAACCGGCAUCCAAGCUAGUGGAGAAGUCCAAGAAACCUUUGCUAGAGCUAGAAAUGGACAAUACAGAUUUUUGAAAAUAGUUAUUCAAAAUGAGCAGCUUAUUGUGGGAUCCGCAAAACAGUGUCAUGGAUCUUGGGAAGAAGAUUAUGAUUCCUUUGUACUACCGGUCCUUGAAGACAAGCAGCCAUGCUACAUACUCUACAGAUUAGAUUCUCAAAAUGCCCAAGGAUAUGAAUGGAUUUUUAUUGCAUGGUCUCCAGACCAUUCUCCUGUCCGUCAAAAAAUGUUAUAUGCUGCUACCCGGGCAACCCUGAAGAAAGAAUUUGGAGGUGGGCAUAUUAAGGAUGAAGUAUUUGGAACAAACAAGGAUGAUGUCUCCUUGAAUGGUUAUCGAAGAUACUUGGUGACUCAAUCCUCACCUGCCCCUUUGACUGCAGCAGAAGAAGAACUUCGACAGAUCAAGAUUAAUGAGGUACAGACUGAAGUCAGUGUUGACACUAAGCACCAGACCCUACAGGGGGUGGCAUUUCCUAUUGCUAAGGAAGCUCUCCAAGCACUGGAAAAACUGAAAAACAAACAGCUGAACUAUGUGCAACUGCAAAUUGAUAUCAAAAAUGAAACAAUCGUCCUGGCUAGUACAUUCCCAACAGAACUGAAAGAUUUGCCGAAAAGAAUUCCAAAGGACUCUGCACGGUAUCACUUUUUCCUCUACAAACAUUCCCACGAAGGAGACCAUUUGGAAUCCAUAGUGUUCAUCUACUCUAUGCCUGGCUACAUGUGUAGUAUACGAGAGCGGAUGCUGUAUUCCAGCUGCAAGAGUCCCCUCCUAGAAAUUGUGGAAAGACAGCUGUGGAUGCAGAUUAUCCGAAAGAUUGAAAUCGGCGAUGGAGAUGAGCUGACGCCGGAGUUCCUUUAUGAGGAAGUUCAUCCCAAACAACAUGCACACAAACAGAGCUUUGCAAAGCCAAAAGGGCCUGCGGGAAAAAGGGGAAUCCGGAGGUUGAUCAGAGGACCAGCUGAAACAGAAACACCUACAGAUUGAAUGCAGUUUAUAAUCUCUACUGGGAAGAGAAGCAUUGUAAUUGGGGGUGAGGGAGGAAUGCACCCAAGCCUUUAAUAAUGGAAAUGCCAGCUUUCUACAUUGAUCUUUUCCAGGAGAGAGAGAUAGAUACAGAUUGAGAAAAAGCAAACCUAUGACUUUCCACUACACUUAUCUGGCUAUGCCACUAUAGAUUUUUAUUAAGGUCCACAGCCUGUGGUUGUAAAUGUAUUAGUUAAAAGCUAAAAAUAUAAACUUGCAGAUUGUUAGCUGUAAACUGAAUUUAUUUUAUACCUACACAAUUUGCCACUCUUGUACUUUCUGUAGAAUCUGUAUAUACCGCCAACUUUAAUGGCAAGACAAAUGGAAAAUCUUUAUGUUCUUGAAAAUCUUGAAAUUAUCUGCAUUGCCUACCUCUCUUAGAGAAUUGCUUCUUUGGGAAAACAAAGCCAGCAAUAUGCUUUGUAUCUUCACUGUAUUUUCCCCGUCUCUAUAGUAGUCAUCAAAACAAUACCUGGUUUAUGUGUAUUGUUCCAUAUCAUGAUUCAAUGCAUUUAUGUACAAGCAAACUAUUUCUCCAAACAAUCAGAUCAUGGAAGAGUGAAAUCCAAUUCACUUGCUAUAGGGAGCCCUAAAUUAGAUUCUGUUCUAGCCUUCUGACAACACUUCUUACUUUUGAUCUCCAAGAAUAACACUACUUUUUUCACAAACAGCAUCUUACAAUAAAGAUAAACACUACUUAAUCAAGAAAAUCGAUUAGAACGAUACUGUAAAGGACACAAUAGCUAUAAGAACUGGUUUUCCUACCCAAAUAUUCUUAUUUAAUUACAUUAUACAAAAGCUGCUGUGAUGUUAUUGACUUUCAGUACUGACAAUGUUCACAAGCAAGCAGUUGUGUCCUAAUGCAUUUCUGGUCUAAAUAAAAUUCUUCUCAUGUCACAUUUUUGAAAUGUCUUACAAUAUAAAGCAAUCAUAGGUUCGAAACUACUUUAUAAUUAUUUUUAGUUAGAAGUAAGUCUUCCAGCUGGUUUAACCUAAUCGAUCAGUUAAUUGGUAAAGGGUUAUUUUCUGUUGAAUAAAAAGCCAUAAUCUUUUCAAUAAUAAUAAUAAUAAUAAUAAUAAUAAUAAUAAUUAUUAUUAUUAUUAUUAUUAUUAUUAUUCCACCCUUCUCCCUGUGGAGAUUCAGAGCCCAUUACAAUAUAUAUACAGACACAGGCAAACAUUCAGUGCCUUGUUACAAAAGACAUAUAAUGGGACACAAGACAAAGGCAAAGACUUCUCCUUUCUUGGUUCAGAGGCGGUGCUCAUCUCCGGCUCUGGGGAGAUGUUCUUUCUCCAUUUCCAAGCUGAGGAGCCUGUGUCCAUAAACAAUAUGUGGCUGGCAUGACUGCUUGGAGCAUCUUUUUGCCUUUUCCUGCCGAAGUGGUACCUAUCACAUUUGCAAAUUUUUGAACUGCUAGGUUGGCAGAAGCUAGGGCUGACAGCGAAAGCUCAUCCCAUCCUGCAGAUUCGAACUGCCAACCUUCAAGUCAGCAAUUCAGCAGCACAAGGGCGCCACUGAGGUUGUAGGCCACACAUUCUGUUGUGGAUGGAGACUAUGAAAAAUUACUUCCUAACAUGUUUAGAACUUAAUAAUUGGCACACUUACUUCCACUACUGAAUCAUGUACCUCCAGGGUGCUAUAUAAAUUGCAAUAUUUCAAACAAAUGUAGUAACUAGUGAUUUGCUUUGUAAAUCAGUUCUUAAUUUAAAAUAUAUAUUGAAAAGGAAGCUGUUUAAAGUUUUAAAGGACUUUAAUAAACACGAAUUCCAAAUAUUUGAACCAGAGUAGAAAUAUGUUUCCAAUACAGCUGUCCCUUCGUAUCCACAGUUUUGGCAUCCAGAAUUUCAACCAUCCAUGGCUUGAAAAAAUUCUGGGGGGAAAAAUCCCAAAAGCAAACCUUGAAGUUUACCAUUUUAUAUAAGGGACACCAUUUUACUAUGACAUAACAUAUGAUGGGACUUAAGAUUUUGGUAUCCACAGGAGGAAUGCUGGAACUAAUCCCAGCAGAUACCAAGGGCAACGGCACAAUAUUUCUGCUUUAAGCUUUAUUUUUGUGUGUGAUAGAAUACUUAUCAUUCUCUGUUUUCAAUAUUUACGCAGAAAUAUAUACAGACUCCAUGACCAUUUAUACAAUUGUUUUCUUUUGAUGUCAGUUUAUUACCAUUGCAAUUCUCCUUUUUGGCCAGUAAUUUUAUGGUAGUAAAGUAAUUGUUUGCUCUCAGUUUCAAUAACUGAAUGGUGGGAGGGUUUUCUUCCCUUUUCCUAUGCCAAUACUCCCAAAUCGGUUGGAGUCAGAGGCACUAUAUCCAUUAGUUCUGCAAUAAAAAGUCCCCAAGAAAGCAAUGAAAUAUUCUGCAUUUAUUCAACAGGCGUUACUUCCAGAUAAAUGUGUAUAAGAAUAUAGCCCGAGAAGGCUUGUAAUAAAAUAGAAAGAAAACCUGA
Messenger RNA from Anolis sagrei ordinatus, 3594 nucleotides. RefSeq names its product twinfilin actin binding protein 1 (gene TWF1). NCBI's taxonomy places the organism in Eukaryota, Metazoa, Chordata, Lepidosauria, Squamata, Anolidae. Gene Ontology annotation, molecular function: actin filament binding; actin monomer binding. Gene Ontology annotation, cellular component: actin filament; cytoplasm; myofibril. Gene Ontology annotation, biological process: regulation of lamellipodium assembly; barbed-end actin filament capping; positive regulation of neuron projection development. The record is from RefSeq and is a predicted model, not a curated record.